Messenger RNA from Cinara cedri, 1543 nucleotides. The record is from the annotation of a GenBank genome assembly. NCBI's taxonomy places the organism in Eukaryota, Metazoa, Arthropoda, Insecta, Hemiptera, Aphididae.
UAAGAUUAGAUGGUAAUCUCAUCUUAAACCGUCGCAUAUUUGACCGCAGAUAAUCUGUUAGGUAACCGCGGUAGAGGUAUCCUAUAAUAUUCAAUGGGUGGUAUACUGAUACUUGAUAGUCUGAUUACUCUAUGGGAUACAUUUUCUCUUCUAUAUUAUUUUAUUUUCUGUACUCAUUCAUUAAAGCUGUAUUGUAUUAAUAUUAGUUUAACCAAUAGUUUUAUUUAGUCACAAUUUCCAUACAAAUAUGGCUGGAAGUCGUUUGGAAAAACUCGGAACUAUAUUUUCGAGGUAAUUUAGGUAUCAUUGAUAUUGACUGCAAUUUUGUGUAUUUACUACCUAAUUUUUAAUUUCGAAUUUUAACACAUUAAAAUUUAGAUACUUUUUGCUGGCUAUCAAUUGCAUGAUUAAUAACCAAAAUGACUUAUUCUUUUUAUAAAAUGUGAUAUUUUGAAUUAUUAAUGUAUGUUAAGGGUAAAUGGAUUAAUUAAAUCUGGUGCAAUGAAAAUUGAAGAUAGACCCAUUUGGUAUGACGUGUACAAGGCAUUUCCUCCAGAGUCAGAACCACAUUAUGCAAAGCCUGCCAAGUCAUAUAAAAUACCUAAUAUAUUUUACUCAGAAGAUAUCUUCAGAGCGUCAGUAUUUUAAUUUUUGUUUGUAACUAAAAUGUGUAAAAUGUUAUUAAUUAAUGAAAUAAUAUUUGUUUUAUAGUGAGUUUCACAAAAAGGCACGUAACCAAUUGCCACCAAUUAACUUAAGAGAGCCUCGUAAAAAGCAAAAUGCAACAGAUAUUGCUAUAGAAAUGAAUAUUGCUGAUCAAUCAAUUUCAGUUGAAAAAGUAAUUGAAAUCUUAAACAAAAACAAGGUCCUGCCAAUAUAUAAUACUUCAUUGAAUAAAAUCAGUCCCAUAAACAACAAUGAUAGUACAUGCAAAAUAAAUGCCAAUGAAAUUAAUACUCCUACCACAGAAGUAUCAUCACCAAGUAAUUAAUUAUUUCAUGACAAAAUGUUACUAGGAUUUUAGCAUAUUUUAUUGAUAUCUGUAUUUCACAUUCUUUUAACAUGUAACAUAGUAAACAUUGUUUUGUUGUCUUUAUUUAUUACAAUUUAAAUGCAAGCAAAGUAUGGCCACAUUUGAGUAUUUUUGAUACAAAUAAUAUUAUUUUUACAUAAUAGUACAAAUUAGUGGUGGCCAACAAAAUAAUUCCAGGUAUCAUUAUCACCCAAAUUUUGACUUAUCGUAAAAUUUACAUUAUCAAUAUUAUAUAUAUAUAUAUAUAUAUAUAUAUAUGUAUGUAAUGAUAUGUAACAUUAAACAAUAUUUUAUUUUUUUCAAAAUGUGUGUCUUCUAAUGCUUAAUCUGAGGGUUGGCAAUUAGUUUUUAAGGUGGGGCAGAUAAUUAGAAAAAAAAAAUUCGAGGACCAUAUAUUUUAGUAGUAUUUUAGAGUUAAGCGAAGAUAAAAAAAAGUUCAACCUUUACCUAUUUUAUGUUCAGUCUUAAAUAAUAUCUCCAGUAAAAACAUAAAUUUAUAAAUUAUUAAAU